This is a messenger RNA of Vidua chalybeata, 1852 nucleotides long. RefSeq names its product CWC25 spliceosome associated protein homolog (gene CWC25). The transcript has 10 exons. The record is from RefSeq and is a predicted model, not a curated record. Gene Ontology annotation, cellular component: U2-type spliceosomal complex. Lineage: Eukaryota; Metazoa; Chordata; Aves; Passeriformes; Viduidae. Gene Ontology annotation, biological process: mRNA splicing, via spliceosome. Bases 52 to 1269 code for a protein of 405 amino acids.
CGUACUUCCUGUCCCGGUAGCGGCGGGGGACGCGCUCGCCCGGAGGCCGCGAUGGGGGGGGGAGACCUGAACCUGAAGAAGAGCUGGCACCCGCAGACGCUGCGCAAUGUGGAGAAGGUGUGGAAGGCGGAGCAGAAGCACGAGGCCGAGAGGAGGAAGAUCGAGGAGCUGCAGCGGGAGCUGCAGGAGGAGCGGGCACGGGAGGAGAUGCAGCGCUACGCCGAGGACAUGGGCACCGUGCGGAAGCGGGAGGAGAAGCUGGAGUGGAUGUACCAGGGCCCCGGGGGCAUGGUGAACAGGGACGAGUACCUGCUGGGGCGCCCCGUGGACAAGUUCAUCCUGGACAAGGUUGGGGACAGGGACCCCGCUGGCUCCGGGGACACGGGGCUGCUGCCCGGCUCCAUCUUCGCCAGGGCCGGGGCCAGCUCCGUGCUGGACAUGGCCACCAAGAUCCGCGAGGACCCGCUCUUCAUGAUCAGGAAGAGGGAGGAGGAAAAGAAAAGAGAAGUUUUGAACAAUCCAGUGAAAAUGAAGAAAAUCAAAGCCUUGCUGCAGAACAGUUUGGAUAAAAAGGAGAGGAAGAGGAAGAAGGAGAAGAAGAAGAAGCACAAGAAGCACCGGCGGCGCAGCUCCAGCACCUCCAGCUCCAGCUCUGAGGAGGAGAGGGCCAGAAAUAAGUCUCAGAAGAGGGUGGAUAGUUCCUCCUGGAAGGCUGCUCCUUCCAAAAUCCCGGGAUAUGGCUUACAGGUGAGGGACGCCGAGGCGGGGCCGCGCUCCCGGGGCUCCCCGGGCCAGGCCAGGCCCCCCCGGGAGCGCUCCCGGAGCCCGUCCCGCUCUCCCCAGAGACAUUCCAGCAGGAGGAACCCCCAGAGGAGCUCAGCAUCUCCCUCCAGGCACAGCAAACAGCACAGCAGCCGGGAGGAGAAGGGCAGAGCCAGGAGCCCUUCCCCCAAAAAGAGCGUCCGGCGCCAGCACCCCCCGGGCUACACCAGGAAGAUCUCUCCUGAGGAGCUGGAGCGAAAACGCCAGGAAAUGAUGGAAAAUGCCAAGUGGAGGGAGGAGGAGAGAGCCAACAACCUCAGGAAGCACCGCAAGGAGGAGGAGCUGGAGAGGGAGCUGGAGAAACUCGACGCCAGGGAUGGGAAAUUCUUCCACCGUUUGAAGCUGGAGAGUGCCUCCACCUCCAGCCUGGAGGAUCGGGUCAAGCGCAACAUCCACUCCCUGCAGAGGACUCCUGCUGCCCUGGAAAAGAACUUUAUGCAGAGGUGAAGCCUGUCCUGCCCCUGGCGUGGGCAGGAGCUCGCUGGAUGUUGGUUCCCAGAGGUGAGAGCUCUCCAGGAACAAUUCCAGCUCCCAGAGAGGAUCCCGGAGCCGAGCGCUCGGGGCUCUGCGUCUGGGGCCUUUGUGUUCCACUCCCAACCUCCUACCAGAGCUUCUCCUCCUCUCCCCACCCCGACUGGUGUCACUUUUGUACAUUAUUACCAAGCUCUGCUGGCUGGUCACUGCUUCCUGCUGUGCCAGGGCCGAAGAUUAUUUUUGUUAAUCCUUAAAAUCCAGAGCAGAAGCGAUCCACACGUGGGGUAACCCCAUGGAAUUUGGGGUUACACGAACCCUGUCCCACACUGUCACCCCCACACCUCGCAGCGGGGUGUCUGUGGCUGGCAUUUGGUGGCUCGCAGAUUUAUCUCAUUGAUCUUUGACCCCAAAAGGAGCAGUUUCUGAGGAGGGGGGGGGGAAAAAGGGAAUGAGCAGAGCGUAGCUGGCACAGCAAACGUUUCUCUGGGAUUUUGUAAUGUAAGUAAUGUGUAUAUGUACAGCAGUGUAGAUUUAUUUUACCUUUUUAAUUAAGAAA